AUGAAGCACAUCCCGGUUCUCGAGGACGGGCCGUGGAAGACCGUGUGCGUGAAGGAGCUGAACGGCCUCAAGAAGCUCAAGCGGAAAGGCAAGGAGCCGGCGCGGCGCGCGAACGGCUAUAAAACUUUCCGAUUGGACUUGGAAGCGCCCGAGCACCGCGCCACCGCCACCAACGGGCUGCGCGACAGGACCCAGAGGCUGCAGCCGGUCGCGGCCCCGGUGCCAGCCCCGGUGGCGCCGGCUGUUCCCUCAGGUGGGGGCGCGGACCCGGCCGGAGAGCGCCGGGGCGCCCGGGCGCCGGAGGUUCCCGACGCGCGGAAACGCGGCUUCGCCCUGGGUGCAGUGGGGCCGGGACUCCCCACGCCGCCGCCGCCGCCGCCACCGCCACCGCCACCGCCGCCUCCGGCGCCCCAGGGCCAAGUACCCGGGGGUCCCGAGGCGCAGCCUUUCCGGGAGCCCGGCCUUCGUCCCCGUAUCUUGCUGUGCGCACCGCCUGCACGCCCCACGCUGUCGGCGCCCCCUGCGCCCCCGGAGUCUUCCGUACGCCCCGCGCCCCCCACGCGUCCCGGGGAAAGUUCUUACUCGUCAAUUUCACACGUAAUUUACAAUAACCACCCGGAUUCCUCCGCGUCGCCUAGGAAACGGCCCGGCGAAGCGACCACCGCUGCCUCGGAGAUCAAAGCCCUGCAGCAGACCCGGAGGCUCCUAGCGAACGCCAGGGAGCGGACGCGGGUGCACACGAUCAGUGCAGCCUUCGAGGCGCUCAGGAAGCAGGUGCCGUGUUACUCCUACGGGCAGAAGCUGUCCAAACUGGCCAUCCUGAGGAUCGCCUGUAACUACAUCCUGUCCCUGGCGCGGCUGGCUGACCUCGACUACAGUGCCGACCACAGCAACCUCAGCUUCUCCGAGUGUGUGCAGCGCUGCACCCGCACCCUGCAGGCUGAGGGACGCGCCAAGAAACGCAAGGAGUGACUGGCCCCAGGCUAGGCCAAGGAUGCUGCUGUGGGCCCUCUUUCUGGUCAAGCCCGAGGAGAAGGUGAGCUCUCCAAAUCCAGCCUUGUCUUCUUCUCCAAGAUGCCACCAGAUGCUCGGACCACUGCCUCUCAGGGUGAGGCAGGGGCACAUCGGCCUCCCUCUCACCCUCCUGUCCCCCCUCAGCCACUCUGGUGACUCCGCACUUUGCCCUCUGCCUGGUGGGGAGGGGAGAGCAAAGCCUCCCCCUUGCCCGGGGCUGCAGAAAUUCAUUGCCAAAGAUUCCACAGAGACACUGAACAAAUUGUGGCGAUAACAGCCCACAGUGAGAAGCCACACCAUUGCUCUAUGACUUUUGCUCCUCCUAUUGCCAAAGCCAUCCCAAGCCAAAGACGAGUCAGCAAUCCCACUGGAAACUCAUGGAAGGGAUGGACAUUUGGUGACCAUGGAAGUGCUCAACCCUCUGACCUGGAACUCUCUUUCUGCACUGGGCCCUAAGCUGGCUGGGUACAAGAUAAACUUUCUGGGGGCGGCGAGAGGGGGCUGGGGGUGCUUGUGUGGAGUGGGAUAUGAGUUCCUGGCCCUCUUCUUGCCCUCCCACUGGCUGCCCAGGCCUCUGACCCUGAUUCUCAGUGUUCCUUGGGUCCAGGCUCCUUGGGCCCUGAGCAUCAAGGCAAGGGAGGAAGGGGGUGGAAAGAAGCAAUAUUGACCAUCCUGUACCCUACCCCAGGGACUUGCCCCACCAGGGUCACCUAAAGGGUCUUUGUUCCCCAGCCAGCCCAGCCAGCCACUCCCUGCCUGUGGCCCACCCUCCUGGCUGGGAAAACAAGGUGGUUCCCUGCAUGAAGGCCAGUAGUCUGUUCCCAGUUAUGCAGAGGGGCAGAGGGGAGGAAGGGACCAGGGGAACGGGUCAGUAAGUUGGGGAAGGUGUGGGGGUGGGGGGCAUGUUCAAAGCCAAGGCCUGUUCCUUCCUUGUGCUCAAAAGGCCAAAGCUGUUCACAUCUGUGCUCAACCAUCUGCUUCAAAUUGAAGUAAAAGCCCCAACAUGUAAAGAAAACA
Molecule: messenger RNA, 2031 nt
Organism: Odobenus rosmarus divergens (Pacific walrus)
Lineage: Eukaryota; Metazoa; Chordata; Mammalia; Carnivora; Odobenidae
Gene: ATOH8
Product: atonal homolog 8 (Drosophila)
Exons: 3
Coding region: 1-972 (323 amino acids)
Molecular function (GO): DNA-binding transcription factor activity; protein dimerization activity
Source: RefSeq, a predicted model, not a curated record